AAAUCUUUAUAUAUAUUGUGAAAGCCACGAUACUCCCACCACAGCCAAGCAAGCAAGUUUCAGAUAGAAACAAAGAUGGGAGUCUUACAAUAUUAUUUCUCAAUGAAAGUUUUGAUGUGAGUUUUAGUGGUUUUUGUUCAAAUUCAUGAGCACAACGGUUGCUUGGAGGAAGAGAGAAUUGGUCAGCUUCAAUUGAAGUCAUUUCUUAUGUCCAACCCUUACACUUCUUCAGAGCAUCUUCUUCCUUCUUGGGUUGAAGAUGACUCAAAGAGUGAGUGCUGCGGUUGGGAGCGGGUCACGUGCAACUUCACCACAAGACAUGUGACAGAACUGUCCCUCGAUAAUUUAAAAUCAUCCCUCGGCAAUACAUAUUACAUCACACCAAAAACUGUUGCUGAGGUAUGGUCACUAAAUGUGUCUCUGUUGGAGCCUUUCAAGGAGUUAAGAAGUCUUGAUUUAUCCCUUAAUGCGAUUAAUGGAUGGAUAGUAGAUGAAAGAUUGGAAAACUUCUCAAGCUUGAGAAAUCUGGAAAGUUUAAACCUUGGUUAUAACUUCUUUAACAACCAUAGUAUACUACAAUCUUUGGGUGCUAUCACUUCGCUCAAGACCUUAAAUCUUUACUUGGAAUGGGUUGGUUGGUUACUUUCCAGCCCAAGCAUUAGUUGGGUUGAGAAACUUGAACACGCUGGAUAUAAGCAACAAUGGCUUCAAUGAAGGUUUCGAAAGGCUGGCAGUACUGAAAAACUUGCAGACAUUAAUCCUCGAUGAAAAUUGCUUCGAUGAUAGCAUCUUACCAUCUCUGAGUAGGCUUACAUCCCUUACGACACUGAGUCUUGCAAAGAAUCAGGGUUUGGGAUUACGAGGAAAUGGGGAAGGAGGUAUGAAUUGUUAAGUAUUGGUGCAUGUCCAAAGGUCUGAAUCUUUCAUGUGUUUCCUAAGCUCUAAAACAUUAAUAGUCUUCAAUGCACAUCAUCGUACAUAUAAUUGUUUUUCCUUCCUGUUACAUAAAAUAAAAUAAAAAUAAGCACAGGUUGGGAAAGCUUGUCAAGAUUGGAGAAUUUGGAGAUAUUAGAUCUUAGUUUCUGUUCCCUCAACAAGAGCAGUAUUUUACAG
Molecule: messenger RNA, 1113 nt
Organism: Carya illinoinensis
Lineage: Eukaryota; Viridiplantae; Streptophyta; Magnoliopsida; Fagales; Juglandaceae
Product: receptor-like protein 56
Exons: 4
Coding region: 208-714 (168 amino acids)
Source: RefSeq, a predicted model, not a curated record